AUAUAUAAUUAAUGUAAUAAGAAUUAUUGCCUUCAAAUCAAUUAAAUAGUACCGAAUUCGAACUAAGUUAAGUUUGCCCUUAAGUUUGGCUCGACACUGUGGCCACACUUGUAAAUCAGCUGUUUUUUAUUUAUAUGCGGUUGCCGAAUUAAUUUAAAGUUAAUGUAAACUUUGCUAUAUUAUGGCUCACUUGGGAAGUUCUGAUACUGAAAUCUACCACUACGAUGCAUGUGUUACAGCAGAUAAAUGUUUGCUAUCAGCUCCACUGCACAUCUUCCAAAGCUACAUGGAACAAGCUGUGUGCAAUCCAUUGGAAAUUCAAACUGUGGAAAAAAACUCAAAAUAUUGUGCGUGGGAUAUCCUACGAGAUAGUUUAAAUGUUCUGCCUGUAAUAUUGCCCACAUUGUUGGGUCUCACAUUGUCGCAGCUGCUCUGCCAACACUUGCCACUGCGUUCCAUGCGUCGUUUCCUUGUGGAAUUCCUGCUGACUGCCCUGCCCACCGUCUGCAGCAGUACAGUGACCAGUGGCUAUAAUAAACUCUACUGUUUAGUGAUUGGAACAUUGAUUACGCUGCUGAUCUUCCGCUAUGGUACUUGGCGAGGAGCUGCUGCUAAACACUGUUACGACGUGGGCAAGAAACCGGCAGCGAUUACCUUGCUAAGGGCAACGUCUUACAUCUGCACUGGCUGUGUCAUCUUGGCUGUAGACUUUAAAGUCUUUCCCUUUGAGUGGCGCAAAAAUCGCACAUAUGGUGCCUCCCUAAUGGACGUCGGCAUUGGCAUGUUUGUCAUGUCAAUGGGCGUAGUCUCACAGCGUGCCCAGAACUUGACUGAUAUGAGGCGAGUGGUUAGGGUUGUGUUACCGCUGUUGAUGCUUGGCUUGACGCGCACUGUGGUCAUCACACUGAUCAACUACGAUCAGGAUGAGCAUGAGUAUGGCACACAUUUGAAUGCCUUCUUUACGCUGGGCUUUACCAAACUGCUGGGCAGUCUUUGCAGUCUGCUCGCACGCUCCGAUAAGCAGCUGCUGCCGCUGGCAUUGGUUAUACUUGCGCUGCACGAGUUUCUUUUGCAACUAGGUCUCUCAGCCUAUGUCAUGUCAUCUGCCAAUCGCAAUAAUCUCUUAAGCGCAAAUCGCGAGGGUUUAAGCGCGUUGCCGGGCUGCAUUUCGCUCUAUCUGCUCAGCACCUGGGGUGGCAGGUGGUUCAAGUCAAAGGACAAGCUUAACUAUGCCCAGUUUCUAAGCAAGCUGCGCAACAUGCUGCUGGUAACAAGUGCAUCCUGGCUGUUAGCCUUUGCGAGCAUCUUCCUCUUCGGCAUAGCACGCGUCACCUUCAAUGCUGGCUAUGUCUCUUGGUUGUUCAGCAUAGGCACGAUCCUCCUGCUGCUGUGCUCGUUUCUGUUCGAGUUCUGUAUGAUGGCGCCAACAGGAAAGCCAACGUCUUUGCCCGCCAUUGUGGAGACCAUCAAUUUGAAUGGAUUAACACAUUUCAUACUCUGCAACUUGUUGACGGGCCUCGUCAACUUAACACUGAACCCAGCGAAGCGUAGCAGCGGCGAAUGUGUCGCCAUCCUAAUGCUCUACAUGCUCGCUAGCACUGGCAUGGUCUAUGUGCUGUUUCGCAAGGGCAUACGCAUUGCCUAGACUGCAGCUGUGACUAUUAUAUAUAGUUGUAUAUAAUUUAAUUGAGUUUAUUUUGUAAGUAUUUGUUAAGCGCCAAAUGCUGGCUUCACUUAAGUUUUAUAUAGAUUGAUAUUGCUACAUUCCAAAUUUAUUGUAUCUAGUCGGGAGUGCUUGGCUAGGAGAUGCCCGCAACUUG
Molecule: messenger RNA, 1820 nt
Organism: Drosophila hydei
Lineage: Eukaryota; Metazoa; Arthropoda; Insecta; Diptera; Drosophilidae
Gene: PIG-Wa
Exons: 2
Coding region: 182-1645 (487 amino acids)
Biological process (GO): GPI anchor biosynthetic process; protein localization to plasma membrane
Cellular component (GO): endoplasmic reticulum; membrane
Molecular function (GO): glucosaminyl-phosphatidylinositol O-acyltransferase activity
Source: RefSeq, a predicted model, not a curated record